CGGGCAGGGGGCUUCCUGUUUCCCGGCCCCUCCCGGGCCAGCCCAGGGCCAAGCGGGCAGCGGGCAGUGACUCGGGAGCACAGGCCAUGAGCACGGUACACCGAGGAACACAGAGGACAACAAAGGCAGGAGCUGACAGCAGGCCGUGUUUUGGGGGACAAGGAACCCAGGAGGAGUCGAGGGGUCUGGUCGCAGAUUUCCAACCGCAAUGAGUGCCCGGGCCGCUCGGCCGAGAAGCCGGCGCGGGAGACACGCUCCGCAUGGCGAGGUGGCCAGCGGGAGCUCGGGGCCGCAGCAGCCGGGGCCCUCGGUGGAGUGGGGCAGCCAGGACCCUGGGAGCAGGGCCCUCAAAGAGGCCGCAGAGGAUGCAGAUGGAUCCCUGGCCCAGCCGCACCAGCACCCAGAGGUGGCGGCCCCACAGGACGGGGGCACUGUCCCUCCUGGGCCUGGGGCUCCUGAUGUGUUCCAGACCCUGCAGAGCACCCUGGCCUCCCUGGAGGCCGCUUUCGAGGGGGUGCCAGGGCCCUGGCAGGAGGCGGCCCGCCUGGCUGAGAAGAACGCCUGGCUGCAGCUGGCCCUGGACACACGGAAGGAUGCGCUGGCGCAGACGCAGGCCGAGAGUGACACGCUGCGACAGGAGGUCCGCGAGCUGCAGGAUUCCCUGAGGAGGCUGGAGACUGCCCUGCCUCCCUCCCACAGCCACACAGGUGACCCAGGCAGCAAUCCUGGCAGCUCUGCAGCCAAAAGGGAGGCUUGGGGACCGCAGGGCCCCGCCCCAGCUCACCCCCUGCUCCGGCGUCUCCGAAGCGACCCCAGCGCACACUGGGCUUGUGUGGCCACCACGAAGUCGGCACGGCUGUGCCCCAGCAUUCACACUGUCCCUCCUGCCUCCAGCAGUGUGGACACCCCCACUCCACAGGAAGUGGCUGCCCAGCUCCAGGGCUAUGUCCGGCAUCUCCGGGAGCGCCGUGCCCUGCUGAAGGUUCCCCCGGAGCCUGGCCGUGCCUCGGCACCCAGGGCAGCCACGCCCCACACAGACGCCCUGGUGCAGGCCAUUCUGGAGGCCCAGCCUGGCCCAGCUCUGCCCCGGCUGAAGAAGACACAGAUCCAACAGGACCUGGUGGCCACACGGGUACACAUGGGCAUAGGUCGCCGUGUCACUCUUUGCUGGAGGGAUAAAACCCUUUGCGUGGGCGACAGCAGUGAGGACGAGGAGGCGUGGCCCCAGCAGGGCCUGGCCAGCAGCACGGAUGGAGGCCUGGAGUGCAGGGCGUGGGACCAAGAGAAGCUGGCCGCAGAACUGGCCUCUUCCCUCCAACGCGCCCAGGGCCUGCAGGAGCAGCUGCAGUCCCUCCAGGCACAGCUGGAGCAGGUGGCCCGGCGAGGGCGUGCUGGGCGGGUCCAGAGUGCGGAGCUGAGCGCGGAUCUGUGCAGAGCUCACAGUGCCCUGGUCCUGGGCUUCCGUGGAGCCCACCGGAAGCAGGAAGAGCAGCGCCGGAAGCUGGCGAAGCAGAUGGCACAGAUGGAGGCCCGGCAGGCCGAGGAGCUGGCCGGGCUGGAGGCCACCGCCCACGCCCUGGGGAAGCCCCGGCCAUGGCCCCCGCUGUCCCCGCUGGGGGAGACCCUGCUAUAGUCCAGGGUCACAGUGUCCUCCAGAGCCUCCUCUCUGGCCUGCCGGGUGUGGUUGGGCAGGGUCGUCGGCUUGGCCCCGUGUGGAUGACAAACGGUUCAUCGGUGGGGUGUGCUCAGAAGCAUCCUAGACAAGUGCAGGGACCCAGGCUGAGGCACUUCCAGGCUCGGUGCGGUGACACAGCCAGGGCCCAAGUUCCACUGGUUCGGUCCAGAGCCCGGGGAGGGGUCCAUGCGGGCACCACACAGCUUCCCCUGGCCACCCUCCUCCCAGUGGGAAGCUGGGUUUGCCGGGGAGGUCUUACGAGACAGUGCUCCCGAGGGAGACGGACUGGCCGGUUCAGUUCAUGGCCUGAAAGGUCGCUCUCAGGUGGAGGAGUAGUCUGAGAUGGCUCGGAGACUUGCAUUUACAAGUGGAGCUGACUAUCCAGCAAGUGGGCACUCAAUCUGUAAUCCCAGCACUCUGGGAGGCUGGAGCAGGAGGAUCUCCUCUGUCCUGGGGAACUUAGUG
This is a messenger RNA of Fukomys damarensis (Damara mole-rat), 2140 nucleotides long. It is a transcript of the gene Ushbp1, whose product is annotated as USH1 protein network component harmonin binding protein 1. Lineage: Eukaryota; Metazoa; Chordata; Mammalia; Rodentia; Bathyergidae. The coding region runs from base 209 to 1633 and encodes 474 amino acids. The record is from RefSeq and is a predicted model, not a curated record. The transcript is spliced from 11 exons.